AUGAGAAGCAAAUCCAUCUUAGCUGGUGCCGUUAAUGUUCCAAUUGAACCAACAUCAAAUGUUGACUCACGAACGACAAACAAUAUUGUCAUAAAGAACUAUAGUUCAGAGUGUUUGAAAGAACCAGAACCAGUGCUGAAAUCCGUGAAUUUAAACACAGCUUCAAACGCUAACGCUACAUCAGAUGUUAAGUUAGAGUAUCCACCACCGGACCAAAUUCUUUCAAGAGAAGCCAACGACAAUCCUUACACAAAUGUUCAAACAAAUCCUUCAGAUAACGUAG
Messenger RNA from Trichomonas vaginalis G3, 283 nucleotides. RefSeq lists its product as uncharacterized. The annotation marks the transcript as partial. The transcript has a single exon. The record is from RefSeq and is a predicted model, not a curated record. NCBI's taxonomy places the organism in Eukaryota, Parabasalia, Trichomonadida, Trichomonadidae.